Messenger RNA from Penaeus chinensis, 373 nucleotides. Its product is annotated as 34 kDa spicule matrix protein-like. NCBI's taxonomy places the organism in Eukaryota, Metazoa, Arthropoda, Malacostraca, Decapoda, Penaeidae. The transcript is spliced from 2 exons. Bases 35 to 280 code for a protein of 81 amino acids. The record is from RefSeq and is a predicted model, not a curated record.
CUGCAACGUCUGUGCAACCUAGACCUACCUCAAGAUGAAUCUGAAAAUUGUGCUAUUCCUGUGCGCGUUGGCACUGGCUUCGGCUUCACCUCAAAGACCAUUUGGCGGUUUCGGAGGACGUCCGCCUUUCCAGGGACAGAACGGAGGCUUCGGACGACCCCCACCAGGCUUCCCGGGGCAAAACGGAGGCUUCGGACGACCCCCGACAGGCUUCUUUGGACAAAACGGAGGCUUCUUUGGACAAAAUGGCGGCCAGUUUGGAUUUGGACCGUUCGGCUAAAUUCCUCUCGGUGAAACCCGGAUGAAACUCGACCGCAGAUUUUGGACCUGUGGAUCAUUCUCUUUGUAUGCUUAAAUAAAGUGGAAAAUGUGU